Molecule: messenger RNA, 4306 nt
Organism: Bubalus bubalis (water buffalo)
Lineage: Eukaryota; Metazoa; Chordata; Mammalia; Artiodactyla; Bovidae
Gene: PNMA5
Product: PNMA family member 5
Source: RefSeq, a predicted model, not a curated record
CUGUUGGAGGAUUGGUGCAGAGGAAUGGACCUGGACCCUAGGAAGGACUUGCUAAUCAUGGGGAUCCCCAUGGAGUGUAGUGAGGCAGAAAUUAAAGAGACCCUGAGGAGGGGCUUAGAGUCCCUCUGCACCUACAGGGUGCGGAGCACAAUGUUCAGAAGGGAAGACCAUGCUAAGGCAGUUUUCCUUGAAUUGACUGACACCAUCAACUAUGCUACAGUGCCCAGCUGGAUCCUAGGAAAGGGAGGUACCUGGGAAGUGGUGAAACCCCAUAGCCCAGAUGAGGAAUUUAUCAACAGACUGAAGUACUUCCUAAAAGAUAAGGACUGAAGAAUGGUAGAUGUGGCCAAAACCCUGGGGUACAGCACUCAUUCUGAGGGUGCAGAGCUGGAGGGCUUGGCUCAAGUCAGGCAACCAGUCUUGCAGCUUCUGAAAGAAAGCCUGUGGUGCCAAAAACUCAAGAUGUUUUCAGGAAACACUCUCCCAGGCCCAGGUGAAGAGAGCUUUGAAACCUGGCUAGAGCAGGUGACUAAGAUGAUGCAGCUAUGGCAGGUGUCUGAGAUAAAGAGGCAGGGUUUGCUGGAGAGCUUAUGUGGCCCUGCCCAGUCCAUCAUGUGGGUGCUGAGGGCCAGCAGUGACUCGACAGUGGAGGAGUGCCUGGAGGCCCUGAAGCAGAUCUUUGGGGAUAAAGAGGACCAUAGAACCUCACAGUUAGUUGAGACCUUCCAGAAGUCUGGAGAGAACAUCUCUGGUUUUUUGGUAUGGUUAGAGCCCCUGAUUCAGAAAGCCGGGCAGCACAGCCCCCUGUCAGUGAGAAGCACAGACACGAUUCACCUGAAACACAUCCUAGCCCGAGCCUCCAUGACCACUGCCCUCUGGGGCAAGCUCAAGCUACUGGAUCAGUGAGAGUGUGCGCCCACUUUCCUGCAGUUAAUGAAGCUCAUUCGAGAUGAAGAGGAGUAUGAGGCCACCAUGGCAGUGACUGAGGAGAACCAGAGUCAAGCAGAAAGGGUCUGCAGGGCAUCAGAAGACAAUGUCCUGAUCCCUCAGGUCAUGGUGCAGGCAGGGUCAUUUGCUGAGAGCAGCACUCAGACCAUCCGGGAAGGGAUCGUCCCAUUUCUGAAGUGCAGGUGGCUGUCUUCCAGCUGUGACACUGGGGAGGAAGGCCACAGCCAGGCAUUAUUUCCUAGGGCCGAGAACCAGCCUCCGGCAAAGCCCAGGCCUCAGCUGGCAGCAGAAGAGUUGGGGAGCGAGAGAGGGGCUGGAGCCGUUGAACCACCCCAAGGCUUAGGAAGCAUAGACUCAACAUAUCCAGGCACACCCUCUGCUAGCAGGCAACAGAAAAAGUGUAACGGGGGAAGAGGCAGUCCACACAAACAGUGGGAGCCUUGAAUGGGGCAGAGGGGCAGGGAAGCCAGGCCCAGCCCCCUCAGCCUCUACCAGCUGGAAGGUGCUCCACCAACCAAGCCAAAAUCAAUUCAGGGAGGUGUGGGAGGUCCAAGUAUGGGGCCAUAACAUGCAGCAAAAGGGGUGCCCGCACCUCAGACAGAGACCCCAACAUAGCAGAGGCUGAAGGUGUAGUCAGGGUCUCUGGCAUUGGCCCUGGCUUUUGGCCACCUGCAAACGCCCACCCAGUGGGCUCUGAGCUAACGAUGCUGAUGGUCCCCCAGGCCACGUGGGACCUAGAGGAGCCUCUCUGGAGGCCAUCUCUGCCACAAUGUGCCAGCACUGGCAAGGAAGAGCUGUGGGGCAGACGGGAGAUGCUCUGGCUGGGAGACCACAGGAUCCAGCCUGUCUUCAGGAACAUCUGCCCUAGGGUGUCCCCCAGAAGGCAGAACCCUGGAGCCUUUCCACAAUUGAGGGCAGAGGACCCAGAGGCCCAUGGCACCCAGCACCAUCCUACAAGCAGUCUUCCCCUACCCUGGCCCCUGCAGCCUGGAAGGACUGUAGGGACAAGGACAGCAAAGACUGUGAGGAGAUGAUAGGGCCCUGGGUACCUGGUGGGCCAGUACCCCACAGCUGGCUUUGGUGUGAGUGGGUGUGCAUGUAAACUUUUGUUCCAAAGGAGGAAAAGGAGAAGGAGGAGGAAAAGGGGAAAGAGGAGGAAGAGGAGGAGGGGGGUGCAGGAAGAGGAGGGGGAUGGAGGAAGAGGAGGAGGAGAAUUCAUUAGCAGGAGGGAGGGUUCUUUUGUUCUGCUUAGGUUUAUGCUUGGUCACUGGAGACCUGGGACUGGCCUGGAGAAGUACCACUCACCAGCUGCCAAUGCCAAGGUCAGCCCCAAAGCCUGCAACUGGGAACAGCCCUGAGUGGGCAGUACCUGCCUAGGUGAGGGGUGCCUGCAAAUAGCUGCUGCCCACACUGGCCUGAGAGACGUUAAGGGCCAUGUCAUGGUGCCUGGGCCUCCCUUGCACCCCACCAGAGGGGACCCCUAUUCAGCAUCCCCUGGGGCAGGCUGCUCCCUGUCCUGGGAAGUCCAGAUGUUUCCCUGUAGGCCCCCUAGUGACCCAGGUCUCAAGGAACCCCUCCCUGCCCCAGUCCCCUCUCCCCUCCCCAACAACACACACCCCCAAGCCGUCGCCCACUUCCCCCUCCCACCCCCCACAGAGCCCUGCGGUGCCCAUGAACCUGGGCUGGUUGUCCCCACCUACCCAGUCAGCCACCCCUGGGCCCUGCCACGUGCCCUGAGCUUCAGCACCAGCCAAGGCCCUACCCGCUGUGGUCCCGAGUCCUCAGCUCAGCGUGUGCUUUCCCAGUGCAUACUCAGGCCCAGUUCUGCUUGCUCUCCUGGAGAUGUGCGUGUGUUCUUCUCCGAGCAGUUCCCCCAACUGUGGUGCAGAGACACCCUAGCCCACUCUCAGGAACCGGUGGGUAGUAGGGGAUGGACAAGGGCUUGGCCAGCAUCCACCCCAGGACUUCUGGAAGGAAGAUCUGCAUCGGUGCCGCAGUGGGGCUUUGGGAGGCCCCCAGGACCUGUGCUCUGCUGGGCCACCCUGUGCUUCCUCGGGAUUCUGUGUCCUCGGCUUGGUGCAGCGUGCCCUGCUGUGUGACUGACUUGUGCCCACCAUAGAGCAUGUGGGCCCAAGCGGGAGGAGCUGCCCUCAGGGGAUUGGGCAUUGCCAGCGCCCACCUUCCUGGCAAGACACUGCCUGCGAGGCCCUCAGGAAGGGAGAGUGUGGGGGGAGGGAGGACCGCUGCGUGAGAGCAGUACAGGCACCUUGUUAGGGACCCUGGGAGGAUAAGAGGGGCCAGGACCAUGAUCUGUGGCCGUUAGUAGUUCUCUGUGUUGUCAUUCCCUGUCUUCAAUGGUUUCAGUCAGUGCUGCUCUUCAAUAAAGUUUCCUGAAAGUUUCAGCUGUCUUGUCUCUGCUCUGGACAGUGGAGGGGAGGCGCUGCCUGAGAUGGGGGUACAGUGGCCUGGUACCUCGAGUCAGCACUGCAGUGUGGUCCCGGCAGGGUCCGAGAUGGUCUGUGUGGCCCCCUGGGCCGGACGGAGCUUGGCGACAGGGAUUUGUGGGCAGGGACUGUGGCUGGUUGAGUCCUCAGGAACCUCCGGGAGCCUCCAGGAAUAAGUGGGUUAGAUGUGGGGGGGAGGGCAGGGUCAGCAGGUAGGACGCCAGGCUUUAGGAUCCCUGGCAGCUCCGUGGGGGCUCCAGGCACCCAGAUGGUUCAGAGAGGUCACAUGUGCCAUCCCAAGGACCAGCCAGCCACAGAAAGGUCCUGGUGUGAGAUCAAAGGCCACUGUCAGGAGUGUGGUGCAGGAUUCCAGGGCACGGGUGUUUGCCCACCUUCCUGAGAUAGGCCUACUCCUGCUGGCCAAUGGUGGCCAGCCCUGCUUUGGGCACCCAGGAACGGGGGUCGGGGGGUAGUGGUGUGAUGUCCGAGGAAAGGAGGGUGGGCCAGCAGGAGUUCCACAGCCCCCUUUCCUCAGAGGCCGGGAAAGGCUGGCAGCGCUGUCCUCCACCUUGAGUCCAGGGCAGGGUGGCAUGCUGAGAGGCAUGGGCACCCCUCUCCCUGUUCCACUCCCCUGCACUAGUCCUGUGUUUUGGGAGCAGGCAGGAGGCAGGGUGCAGGGCUGUGAGUAGGAGGCUGCAGACAGGGGCCCAGCGAUGGCCCCUUCCUGCCCAGAAGCUGACUCGGGGUCUGUGGCUCCCCCAGAGCCCUCGGUGAGCAGUGCAGUCGCCAGGCUGGUAGGCACUACUGAUUCGGGAGACAUUUUCUCGAGCGUGAGGCCAUCCUGCGUGCGCCUGCGUGUCUGUGCCCCAUGAGGUUGCGCGUUUAUGUCCGGCGCCUGUGCGCCUGCACGCGCC